Molecule: messenger RNA, 1604 nt
Organism: Schizophyllum commune H4-8
Lineage: Eukaryota; Fungi; Basidiomycota; Agaricomycetes; Agaricales; Schizophyllaceae
Exons: 7
Coding region: 90-1388 (432 amino acids)
Source: RefSeq, a predicted model, not a curated record
UUGAACUUUCGGGGAUCCAUCACGUGGGCCCGGGCCAAGCUGGUGAGCAGCGUGCGCCUCUGCUUUCACCUCCGCCUCCAUGUUCGGCCAUGUCCUUCCAACCAAACUAUUCAUAUAAUUCAGCCACUGGUGACAGCCCCCUCUGUCAGGAGUCAGUCUCUGGCGGUGUCGACCGACGCACGCCAUUUCUGAAUUCCACAACUCGUGUUCAUCCCUACACGCACAACGAGAACCACCAUUCUGCUCAGCGUCGCGCAGAGUACCUCGCCAGCACUGGUCCUCCAUCUCUUGGGCUUCGUCCUUCUACUUUCCGGGAGGAGAUGGGCUACGAACGUCCGGGUACCUCGGAAAACACGUUAGCAGCGACUCGAGCUGGCACAGGAGUCCCUGGGCGACCGCCCCUAGGAGAUCUCUCCACCGCCCGAAGCGCCAUAUCCAGCAACAACACGGAUAAUGAACAACGACACCUCAUGUACGGUGAUGCAGCCAGCUUCGGGCCUCAAUCGCAUGCGCGCGACCUGCGGCACGUCGAUAGGAUCGCAAACGAGUUGAAGAUCACCGACACAGCGCAACGGAACUUCCUUUACGACGUUGCAGAAUGGAGUCCAACGCAGGCUAUCCCGUACGUCGCCGCUACCCAGAGGAUGAUGACGAACAUGCUCGUGUGCAUGCAAGAAUCCCAGCGCAAGCUCGAGCACGAUAUGGAACUCGUGAAGCGCACCAUCGCUAUAGAAUGGGAGCCUCAGCCAGGCCUUCGGGACGCACUCGUCAAGGUCUACCAACACUUCCUAGUUGCUCCCCGAAACACCUACGAAGACAUCUCGGAGCGCGCGAUUGACUUUGUCGAAGCUAACCUCGCGCGCUUCCAAAUCGACUAUAUCUAUAACUACCACCCUACUAUCAAGGAGAAGGUUCAAGACUUCAUCACCUCAUCAGCCACCGAGAUACGUAGCUCAUUUCGUAAGGUGCUCUUCAAGUCCAUUGAGGCGGGCCAGGAGAUACCACUCGAAGAAUUCACGCAGUACAUACUUAAGGAUUAUGAGGCCUACGGCACGCGCGACGUGACAAACCAACGCAAGGCAACAUUUGCGCUCAUGCGCAAGGUCGCCCAUCCCCUCCUUCGGCCGAAGAAUAACGAAGGGGGAACGGACCGCACGCGCUACAACUUCUACGAGAACCUGGAGAUAGUGCUUGACGAGCUCGUCGAGGCUCACGGCGAUAACCGUACUGAUCGUGCGUGGCAAGUAUGGGAGCUAGACAUCAUCAAAGAUGACGAAGCGAAAUUCGUUGGACAGGCGAAGGUGCAGAGGCCGCGUCGCAAGGGCCGCAAUACACGCGACCCAACUGGCCUUAUUGUCAAUGAGCCCGCGCGUCCGCCGGAUGCUUAGGCUGCGAGCGGCUUUCAAUACAUGAUAGUUGACAUAUCAAUACACAGUGUUAGUAUCAGUCCCAGUGAGCGCGAGCCGCAAGCAUGGAUUUAUAUCAGGGCAUUCCCUAUAAGGCAAUGAUCUAGUUGAACUUCAGUGUCCCGGCAUCUCCCUCGCUUCGUCAUGUCCCGUGUCGACACCAAUUUGGGCAGGUGGGGCGGGUGGAGUAGCCGCUGG